UCGUCACAGUGGCCUCAGUCUGGUCAAGCAACCAUCCCAAUGUACAAUGUGUCUAUUUAAUUUCUCAUAUUGAAUAAAUAAUUCAAAGAAGUAAAAAAUACAAUUAAAAAAACGUUCGUCAUAAUAACAGGUGUUUAGCUGUUUCAAGCAAAUAAUUAUUAUGAUGAUGGAUGCUGAAGAAGAGUUAUUACAAAUGAGUGUAUUGGAGAAAAAUAAUCCAAUUAUUUAUAAGCUUCUUCUGGAAAAUUUAUUGGUCAAUCAUUAUGCUGUAUUCAAAAGUUUUCUUAUAAGGGAGUUAAAGAAAAAACCAUCAAUUAUCGAUGUCAAUUAUGUUUAUCCAGAUCCAGUUAAGAAAACACUUCUGGACAUUGCUUGUAGUCAAGGUAAGACUGAUUUUGUCCGGCUACUUGUUGAUAAUGGUGCUGAGACAAAUAAAAUAAAUGAAUUUCAUGGACGUGCACCAAUACAUUUUGCAAGUGAAUAUGGUUAUCAUGAUGUCAUUGGUAUACUCCUGGAUGAUUCAAGAACAAAUCCAAAUUUGGAAGUUAACAGGGAGACUGCCCUUCACUUUGCAGUACAAAAAAAUUAUAUAAUGUGUGUCAAGGUAUUACUGGAUAAUAAUUCAAGUCCAAAUAUACCAAAUUCAAAGGGUGUAACACCACUUCAUGCUGCUGUUACACUUGGCUAUCGUGAUAUUGUUGAUACAAUUAUGAAUUAUUCAAGAUUAAAACCUGAUAUUGAUAGCUAUCGUGAUUUUAGAAAAAAAACAACGCGUGUUUUAUUGAUUAAUAAAUAUCCAGAUAUAAUAUUACCACCAGAAGAAAUACAAAAAAUUGAUUUUAAUGUAUUGAGAUUUUAUCUUGAUGCAAAUGAUGAAGAUCAUUUUUUAGAAAAUUUAAAUAAAAUUGAGGAAAAACAAAUUGAUCAUAUUGAUAGAUUAAUUGUUAUGUGUGCAGAAAAAAAUUUUUGCAAAGGUAUUGUUGGAUUAUUGGAGAAGACAAAAGCUGAGACAGGUGAUGGAUUGCCUUAUGAGGCACUGGAUGCUGCAGUUAAACGUGGAAAUUAUCAAAUUCUUCAACAAUUUUUAAAAUCUGGUAGUAAAGUUGAUGGAGAUUUAGUAUUGACUGCAGCGAGAGAACUUGGUGUUCCUUGUUGUUCUGGUGUUGAGCAGGGAUCGAGAUUAAAAUGUUUAAAAAUAAUUUUAAAUCAACCUGGUGUCAACGUUCGUUGUGAAGAUGACAAAGGAAACACUCCUCUUCAUUAUGCAGCAAGAGCUGAAGACACAGAGGCAAUACAACUUUUAUUAAAAUUAGGAAGCUAUAUUGGUCACAAAAAUGUUCUUGGAGUUCCACCACUUGCUAAUAUAUCACCAAGUCUUUUGUCUGAUUACUUUGACAGUUGUCUACACAGUAGCAAUGAUCGAACAGAUGAAUACGAAAUUGAAUUUGAUUACAAGUGUCUGAUGCCUCAUUCAGUAACAUUUGGUACUGAAGAUUCAGCUGUAGAUGAUUUUUUAACAUCAAAUUAUCAAAUGAAUGAUCCAUGCACAAUGGAGAUGGAACCAUUGAGAUAUAUUUCUCAACAACCAGCCUUGAAGCAUCUGUUGAAACAUCCAAUACUAUCAUCAUUUUUAUCCAUCAAGUGGCAUCGUAUCAGACAAAUUCUUUAUGCAAAUUUUGUAUUCUACGUUAUUUUUUAUACUCUCAUGAAUUGUUAUAUUCUCUUCAUGGCGUAUAACGAUGGAACAACAACUAAUGGAACAUCUAAACUGGAAAAUUUAGAAACAAAAAAUUCAGAUAUAAUUUUUUUAACAUCUUGGAAUCAACCAUCAAUGCUCUUGACUCUGACAGCAGCACUUUUAUUUCUGCUAGCAUCUCGUGAAUUUAUACAGUUGAUAUCAUCACCACGUCACUAUGUCCAGAGCAUUGAAAAUUGGCUUGAGGUAACACUUAUAAUUUUGGGAAUAGCUGUUUUAUGUGGGGCUGGUUCUCAAGUUGGUUCAAUCGUUAUUCUUUUAUCAGCAUGGGAACUUGUUGUUUUAAUUGGACAACAUCCAAGAAUGUCAACUAGCAUACAAAUGUUCAAAACGGUAUCAAUUAAUUUCAUGAAAUUUUUAUUUCUUUAUGCAUUUUUAAUAUUUUCAUUUGCACUGGCAUUUUUUACGUUAUUUAAAAAUGGUGAUGAUAGUAAAUUUUUAAAUCCCGUUCAGUCAUUGUUUAAAACAAUAGUUAUGUUAACCGGUGAAUUUGAUGCCAGUGAUAUACCGUUUGAUUUACAUCCUACUUUGGGUAGAUUUAUUUUUGUACUUUUUGUUUUUCUCAUUGCCAUUGUACUGUUUAAUCUUUUGAAUGGCCUUGCUGUUUCUGAUACUGCUGAUAUACUUGGAAAAGCUGAGCUAGUUGGACUUGUAUCACGAACUGAACUUAUUUCAUAUGUUGAAAGAAUUUCUAUCGGUGAAAAUGCAAACUCACGCGGUAAAUGCUGUAUUCAAUUAAUGAGCAAUCGUUUUAAAUUACUGGGUUUUAUGACAAAACGGAUACUCAUGUUUCCAAAUUAUUUACCACUCGGCAAAAUUAGUGUUAAACCAUACAAAUCAAAUGUCAUACGAAUUUCCGGUAAAAACCAUCAAAAUAAAGGUUGUAGAAAUUUUUCAAUGGAUGAUAAAAUUGUUGAUAGUGCUAGAGCUAUUUUAUCAGAAAAUAAUCGUGUCAGUGAGGGAGAAAAAAUAAUGAUUGAACUGAUGAAUAUUAAUCAAAGAAUUAAUCGAUUUGAAGAAACUCUUGAAAGUAUUGAAAGAAGUUUAAAAAAUAAUUCAUUAAAACCGACUGACAGCAUUGAAUAAUAUACCAAAAAAUUUUCAUUACCUUCGUGGAAAUAAUUCUCCGUCUUUUUUUUAAAAAACAAUUUUGGAGAAGAGGUGGAGAAAAGUAGAAAAAUUCGGAGAAUUAUUUCCACCAAGGUAAUCUUGUAAAAAUAAAAUCUUAUAUUAAUUUUUUUAUAUAAAAUUUUAUAACGCGGUUACUAAAUAUUAUUUCUACGAUAACUAUAGUUUCUUUUUUUUAUAUAGAUUUAAAUGAUCAGUAAUGUUUUUUUUUUUUUUUUUGGAUAAUCAAAAGUAUACUGUACAUGUUAAAUUUUAUUCACAUGUUAAUAUCAAUAAAAUAAAUCACCAUCGUGAACUUUACCAUCUUUUAAUAAUCAGUAGGAAUGUUCAUUUUUAGAGAUUCAAUUAUUGUGAUCCAAUUAACGUAGGGUUUUGUGACCGGUGAUUAGGUUCGUGAACGCCUGUAUAUUUUUCCAUCAACUCCUCCACUUGCCCAUACAAAUUAUACGGAACAUUCACAAACCGAUUCACCAGUCAUAAACCUCUACAGUUACCUUACAAUUAUAGGAUGAGUAAUUCGUCUAAUAAAUUAAUGUAAUUUGGGUUUUUGGAAGAUAUAAAUUGAGUAAUAUUUUUUAAAAAAAUAUAUUGAAGAAUAUUUAAAUUGCUUACACAAAAAAAAUCUUAUUGAUAAUUACAGUAUUUAUUGAAUUUUUAAAACAAAACAAAAAAUGAAAAAAAAAAAUAAAUAAA
Aphidius gifuensis is the source of this 3577-nucleotide messenger RNA. RefSeq names its product transient receptor potential cation channel protein painless-like (gene pain). NCBI's taxonomy places the organism in Eukaryota, Metazoa, Arthropoda, Insecta, Hymenoptera, Braconidae. The transcript is spliced from 3 exons. Gene Ontology annotation, molecular function: monoatomic ion channel activity; protein binding. The record is from RefSeq and is a predicted model, not a curated record. Gene Ontology annotation, cellular component: membrane. The coding region runs from base 161 to 2842 and encodes 893 amino acids. Gene Ontology annotation, biological process: monoatomic ion transport; transmembrane transport.